Messenger RNA from Calypte anna (Anna's hummingbird), 2400 nucleotides. It is a transcript of the gene CCDC178, whose product is annotated as coiled-coil domain containing 178. Bases 1 to 2400 code for a protein of 799 amino acids. The transcript has 18 exons. Lineage: Eukaryota; Metazoa; Chordata; Aves; Apodiformes; Trochilidae. The record is from RefSeq and is a predicted model, not a curated record.
AUGUUUGAAACACAGUUAUUUUCCUGUUCUUCUAUGGACAGUAAUGAGACAUCUCAAGAUAAGAACAUGGGGAUCACCACAAGGAAACGUAGCUGUAAUUUUGUAAAUACUCCAUUACCCUGUAUUAACAAAGUUAUUCAUCACAUUCAAGAGUUUGAAGUAAAGAUGGAGAAAUGGCUUAAGCAGUAUGAUUAUGUGCUUAAGAAGGAGAAAAUACCAUGGCUAACAAAACAUGUCAAUGUAGAAUCUACUGAAGAUACCUGGUUAUCAUCAUUCACUAAGUUGGAUUCUAAAGAAGCUCCUGUAUCUGAUGAAGAUGGCAAGACAUUAACCUUGAAGCUGGAAGCAGAAGCUUUGCUGUGGGAAGUCACCGAGCUCAUCAGGCGGCUGGAGGCUGAGCGUGAGGAGGCAGAAAAAGCUCUGGAGCUGGAGAAGCAGAGAAGGAAAAUGCUCACCAUGAAAAUGGAUCGGAUGUCACUUUGGAGGCUUCAGGAGCUCCCUGCAGCUGUGCAAAAAGAAUAUGAGAUGUGUCUUCAAGAUAUCUUGGAGCUGCAGUGGCAUUUUGAUUGCAAACGCCGUCAGCUGCAACAGGUACAAACCCAAAUACUCCAGACAGAAGCAGCCAACAGAAAGAUUCAGGAGGAUAUAGACUUGAUGAAGAAACACAGCCCUCUGCUGGAAGAAAAGCUGAAACUGGAGAGUGAAGCUCUGCAGGCUGUGUUACAGGCCAAUGAAAAGGCAUUAAAAAUAUAUAAUGAUGUAUAUUGUGAACUCAUGGAAAUCCAGAAGACAAUUAAAAGAACUGAUGAAGAAUCUGAAAACAAGAUGAAACCUAUAUAUGAGAAAAUUAAACUUGCUGAGAUGCUAUGGAGUCAAUACAAGAAUGAGUUAAAGCAUUCUGAAUCUAUUUGGACCGAAUACUGUAUGAAGUUAAAAGAAACAGAGGAGAAGAUUAUAAAGGAUGAAAAACACCUUGAGGAGUUAGUGAAGCAAAAAGCAGAAAUCCAGGAAGAUGCAAAAUAUUGGAACAGCAAAAUAGAAGAACUGACUAAUAAAAUACCUACCCAAGAAGAGGACAUCAUAGAAGUAUCAGAUGCUCCUUCUGAAGUGUUUAAAACUGUGGAAGAAUUAAAAUCCACCAGGGAAAGUGAGCUACAGAAUACAAAGCAAAAGCUUCUCAAUACUAAUGAAGCACUGGACUUUCUCAAACUUGAAAAUGAAGAACUGAAACGAGAAAACGAAAAGUUUUUGCAAAAAAUUCGAAAUAGUUCAAGAAAAAAGAAGGCAUAUCAGUCAGAAAUCAAAAUACACUGCGAGAACCUUUCUAAGAUUGAAGAGGAAAUAGAAAGACUAAAUGAAGAUAUCCGUCGUGCUGAACUGUCCUACAGUGAAGCAAAAAAAAAGUAUGAUGACUUAAAAAAAACCAGAACUGCAGAAGAAAUGUCUUAUGAGAAUUUAGAGUCAAAUCUUAAAAAAGAAAUUGAAGAUCAAAAAGGAGUUUGCGAAUUGACUCAGGACAGGAUUAAAGCAAUAUAUGAUGAGCUAGGAGAGAAGAAAAAAGAGAAACUCAAGAAAGGAAAGGAAGAUAUGAAGAGGAUAGAAGACGUUGAGAGAAAAAUAGCUGAUCUAGAAGAAAAAUUUAAAAGAAAUAAAGAUAUAUGUAAAGAUAACCAUAAGAAGCUCUCCUAUUUGGAUCAGAGGAUACGAAACCUAGAUAAACAGCAGAAGCAAGCUAAACAAGAACUGGAACAAAAAAAAAGUACCAUGCAGCAACAAUUAUGUGACAUAGAGGAAAAAAUUUCAUUUAUUUCCAAACAAGUUGCUGAGAACUCUCACGCUACAGAAAAUUUAAGAAAAGAACUCAAAGAACUUAAUAAAUCGUGGAAAACGAAGCAAAUACAGGUGGAGAAGGCAGAAAAAUCUUUGACUGAUUUGUGGAAAACUCGAAGUGAUGUGAUGUUUAAGCAGCAAAGUGUUCAGAUGGUAUUUAAUCAUCUCCAAGAUGAGCUUGCAGAAUAUGAGAAAAGGUUAAAGCAGGAAGAGGAAGCAUAUGGAGAGUUACUACAGAUAAGAAAGAAAUACCUAAAAGAUUCAGAAGCUGCUCUGGAGGAAGCCAUUAAAGAAAAUCUCUGGCUAGCUCAAGAAUAUCAAAUCUUUCAGAACUACUACUUAAAUGAUAAAGAUGACCUCACAAAACUCUAUGAGAAUAGAAUCAGGGUGGAAGCUUACUUUAGAGAUCAUCAGCAGGGGGAGUUGUCAGAAGCACUCCAGCACAUGACCUCUUUCUUGCACUCCUUGACAGAUGGCUCGCCGGCUACAGACAACAAUGCAAACAACCAGUGUAUCUUGGAUGCCAAAAUCAAAGACAAGAAAAGUCACACAGUUCAGAUAACAGUGUAA